UUAAAAGAGCAAGACAAAAAUGAUACGGACUCUUAUUUUGACUUUAAACAUCCUACAAUUUUGUAUAAUUGUUCCUUGUACUAAUAAACAAUUAUUUAUUGGUACAACUAACAAUUAUACAAAAUUGACAAAUUUAUUUGCACAAAAUGACAAAAAUCUGAAUAUAUUACAACUUACUUUAUUCCAAUAUUUGCACCAUUAGUCCUUCAUUGGUGAACAAUGGGACUUUUCUUAGCAUUGAUUUUAUAACCGUUCACAUUAAUUUGCAAUAGAGAGAGACACACAAAGUUUUAGGAUAGUUUAAUUAAUUGGUUGAGAGAAGAAUUAAGAAAGUGAAAAAAUGGUGAUGCAGGUUGACAAGAAAGAGAGAAAAAUAGUGGUGAGUAAGCCACUACAAGUUGCAAAAGAAUCAGAUUCAGAAGAAGGUUACAAUGCCCCAAAUCUUUUACAACGCUUAUUAAGUUUAUUCAAGAAUGUACGGUCAGGAUCUGAUCUCACAUCCCUCCAGUUGCCACCAUUGUUUAACUUACCAAAAUCCCAACUACAAUGCUAUGGUGAAUCAGUGUAUUGCACUGCUUCAGACAUACUAAGCAUAUGCAACAGAGGACAGAGUCCACUAGAUAGGUUCAUAUCUGUUGUAGCAUGGUGCAUAUCUACCACACGUCCGGCAUCUUUUGGGGUUGCUCCUUAUAAUCCUAUUCUUGGUGAGACACAUCAUGUUUCAAAGGAAAAUCUUAAUGUCUUACUUGAACAGGUGUCGCACCACCCUCCGGUAACGGCCCUCCACGCAACUGAUGAGAAGGAAAAUAUUGAAAUCAUAUGGUGUCAGCAACCUGUUCCUAAAUUUUAUGGCACAUCAGUUGAAGCUCAAGUGCAUGGUAAAAGGGAACUGAAGCUCUUAAACCAUGGAGAAACAUAUGAGAUGAAUUGUCCUCAUCUUUUAUUUAGAAUUCUACCAAUUCCUGGUGCUGAUUGGGUUGGCACGGUUGAUAUAAGGUGCUUAGAGACAGGGUUAGUAGCUGAGUUAACUUACAAGUCAAGUCAUUCAUUUCUAGGACUUGGUGGAAAUCAUAAAGUCAUCAAAGGGAAGAUCCUUGACUCUUCAUCCUUGGAAGUUCUAUAUGAAAUUGAUGGUCAUUGGGAUAGGACUGUAAAACUGAAAGAUAGAAAAAAUGGGAAAGUUAGAGUGAUAUAUGAUGCAACAGAAGUCAUGUCAGGACUAAAAGCACCCAUUCUCAAGGAUGAAGAGUGUGUGUGGCCAACAGAAUCAGUGAAUGUUUGGAGUGAAUUGAGCCAAGCCAUAAUGACCAAAGAUUGGGAGAAAGCAAGAGAAGCAAAGCAAGUAGUGGAGGAGAGACAAAGGGAGCUUGUUAGAGAAAGAGAGUCAAAAGGAGAAAAUUGGAUUCCUAAACAUUUUGUAGUGUCUUACAGCAAAGAAGUAGGGUGGGACUGUUCACCUAUUCAUCAAUGUGUAUCAGCUGCUCCUAUCAUAGCACUAUAAUUGUUAGCUAUGUAAUUUUAUUAUUUUUUAGUUUUAUUUGGUGUAAAAAAAAUUGAUGUGCAAUUAUGUACUUAAUUAUCAAAAUGGACAAAGUUUUAUUUUAGAUUGGUUUAUUGUGAAGAAGAUAAAAAGUUCUUUAAAGGAGUACAUGAACUUUUUAUUAAUUUAGGUGAAAUCUUGAUGAUGGAUGUAAUACA
Molecule: messenger RNA, 1698 nt
Organism: Vicia villosa (hairy vetch)
Lineage: Eukaryota; Viridiplantae; Streptophyta; Magnoliopsida; Fabales; Fabaceae
Product: oxysterol-binding protein-related protein 4C-like
Exons: 6
Coding region: 341-1501 (386 amino acids)
Cellular component (GO): cytosol; intracellular membrane-bounded organelle; membrane
Molecular function (GO): sterol binding
Source: RefSeq, a predicted model, not a curated record